This is a messenger RNA of Penicillium brevicompactum, 1026 nucleotides long. RefSeq lists its product as uncharacterized. The transcript is spliced from 2 exons. The coding region runs from base 1 to 1026 and encodes 341 amino acids. Gene Ontology annotation, biological process: nucleotide metabolic process. Lineage: Eukaryota; Fungi; Ascomycota; Eurotiomycetes; Eurotiales; Aspergillaceae. The record is from RefSeq and is a predicted model, not a curated record. Gene Ontology annotation, molecular function: ATP binding; ATP:ADP adenylyltransferase activity.
AUGCAAUUAGGUCUAUCAGAGUCAUUGCCGGCCUUGGUUGCCAGGCGCUUUACAGCUGCUCGAGAUGCUGGCCAUCUCGUGUUCUCCAAAACUCAUUUAUCCAUCAUCAAUGCUGCAGGAAUCUCCUACCAACUACGUUAUUGUCCUGCCCUCGCAAAGAAACCUUCCAACCUCAAACCCGAACCUGGCCCAAAACCGAAGCCUGAUCCCUUCGAAAAUCCCUCUCCAGAUCUCCUGAUCGCUCAGUUCCCGCCCGAGAAGCCCGUUUACAACCUCAUUCUCAACAAGUUCCCCGUGAUCCCCAAUCACUUCCUGCUCGUGACGAAGGACUGGCAGGCCCAGACCGAUCUACUUGACAAGGCCGAUCUAGAAGCGACAUAUGAGUGCCUCAAAGCAUGGAACGCCGAGGAUGACUCCAAGAGUCUCUUCGCUUUCUUCAACUCUGGCGACGACAGCGGAGCCAGUCAACCCCAUCGCCAUCUUCAAUUCCUCCCCGUUGAGGCUAUGCGCCAACCCGGCUCCGAGGCCUGGCACCCCUUGAUUGACCUCCUGCAACCCACCUCGCCUUCCCCAUCAACCAAAUUCCAGCACCUGUCCGGCCUUCCUUUUGCUCAUUUCGCCCUCCCGCUACCGCCAAAUCCCUCUGCAGAUACCCUUCACUCCAUCUACAUUACCCUCUACAAGGCUGCGGCAGCCGCCACCCGAGGGCACUCCCCAGGGCAAGACACCGAAACCCUCUCUUCACAGGGACCGUCCUCCAUCAGUUACAAUUUGGCCAUGACCCGCUCGACGAUGUUGAUCUGCCCGCGCAAACAAGAGACAGCACUCAUGCCUAUUGACCCUGCCGCGGCAAGAGACAUUGCAGACCCCGGUGUUCUCUCGCUGAACGGCACCAUCCUCGCAGCGACGUUGAUGGUUAAGGCCGAAGGUGAGUGGGACUCGUUGCGCGAGAAUCCCGAGCACCUGACGCAGGUGCUCGCUACAGUAGGAUACCCUCGCACUGAUUCUCGGGGCCCUUCUCUAUGA